AUGGGGGUGGACUUUGAUGUGAAGACUUUCUGCCACAACUUGCGGGCAACUAAGCCACCAUAUGAGUGUCCUGUGGAGACCUGCCGCAAGGUCUAUAAGAGCUACAGCGGUAUCGAAUACCACCUAUACCACUAUGACCACGACAACCCACCGCCCCCACAGCAGACUCCACUUCGCAAGCACAAGAAAAAGGGGCGCCAGUCACGCCCAGCCAACAAGCAGUCACCCAGCCCCUCAGAAGUGUCACAGUCACCAGGCCGUGAGGUGAUGAGCUAUGCACAGGCCCAGCGCAUGGUGGAGGUGGACCUGCAUGGCCGCGUCCACCGAAUCAGCAUCUUCGACAACCUGGAUGUAGUGUCGGAGGAUGAUGAGGCCCCAGAAGAGGCCCCUGAGAAUGGCAGCAACAAGGAGAACACUGAGACACCGGCAGCUACUCCCAAGUCGGGCAAGCAUAAGAACAAGGAAAAGCGCAAGGACUCCAACCAUCACCACCACCACAAUGCUUCUGCAAGCACUACUCCAAAGCUGCCAGAGGUGGUAUACAGAGAACUGGAGCAGGAUACUCCUGAUGCCCCCCCCCGGCCAACUUCCUAUUACCGGUACAUUGAGAAGUCGGCAGAGGAGCUGGACGAGGAAGUAGAGUAUGACAUGGAUGAGGAGGACUACAUCUGGCUGGACAUCAUGAACGAGCGGCGGAAGACAGAGGGUGUGAGUCCCAUCCCACAGGAGAUCUUUGAGUACCUAAUGGACCGGCUGGAGAAGGAGUCAUACUUUGAGAGCCACAAUAAAGGCGACCCCAAUGCACUAGUGGACGAGGAUGCUGUGUGCUGUAUCUGUAAUGAUGGUGAGUGCCAGAACAGCAAUGUCAUCCUCUUCUGUGACAUGUGCAACUUGGCUGUGCACCAGGAAUGCUAUGGUGUCCCUUACAUCCCUGAGGGUCAGUGGCUGUGCCGCCGCUGCCUGCAGUCACCUUCCCGUGCUGUGGACUGUGCCCUGUGCCCCAACAAGGGUGGUGCCUUCAAGCAGACAGAUGAUGGACGGUGGGCCCAUGUGGUGUGCGCCUUGUGGAUCCCUGAGGUCUGCUUCGCCAACACAGUCUUCCUAGAGCCUAUUGACAGCAUUGAGCACAUCCCACCAGCUCGCUGGAAGCUUACCUGCUACAUUUGCAAACAGCGAGGCUCAGGGGCCUGCAUCCAGUGCCACAAGGCCAACUGCUACACGGCCUUCCACGUGACAUGUGCCCAGCAGGCUGGCCUUUAUAUGAAGAUGGAGCCUGUGCGGGAGACAGGUGCCAACGGCACUUCCUUCAGCGUCCGCAAGACAGCCUACUGCGACAUCCACACGCCCCCAGGUUCUGCGCGCCGCUUGCCUGCCCUGUCCCAUAGUGAAGGUGAAGAGGAUGAGGAUGAAGAGGAGGAAGAUGGCAAGAGCUGGAGCUCAGAGAAGGUCAAGAAAGCCAAGGCCAAGUCCCGAAUCAAGAUGAAGAAGGCACGGAAGAUCCUGGCAGAGAAGCGAGCAGCAGCACCUGUUGUGUCAGUGCCCUGCAUCCCCCCACACAGGCUCAGCAAAAUCACCAACCGCCUGACCAUCCAGAGGAAGAGCCAGUUCAUGCAGAGGCUACACAGCUACUGGACACUGAAGCGACAGUCACGGAACGGGGUCCCACUACUACGUCGUCUGCAGACACACUUACAGUCUCAGAGGAACUGUGACCAAGUUGGGAGAGAUUCUGAGGAUAAAAACUGGGCCCUUAAAGAACAGCUCAAGUCCUGGCAGCGGCUCCGGCAUGAUCUAGAGCGAGCUCGACUGCUAGUAGAACUGAUCCGCAAGCGGGAGAAACUCAAAAGGGAGAUGAUCAAGGUCCAACAGAUCGCCAUGGAGAUGCAGCUGACCCCUUUCCUCAUCCUUCUUCGCAAAACCUUAGAACAGCUCCAAGAAAAGGACACAGGCAACAUCUUCAGCGAGCCGGUCCCUCUGUCUGAGGUAACCGAAUUGGAUGAAGUGCCUGACUACCUAGACCACAUCAAAAAGCCCAUGGACUUUUUCACCAUGAAACAGAACUUGGAGGCUUACCGCUACCUGAACUUUGAUGAUUUCGAGGAGGACUUCAACCUAAUCGUCAGCAACUGCCUCAAGUACAAUGCCAAGGACACCAUCUUCUACCGGGCAGCAGUGAGGCUCCGUGAGCAGGGUGGUGCUGUGCUUCGCCAGGCUCGGCGCCAGGCAGAAAAAAUGGGCAUUGACUUUGAGACGGGCAUGCAUAUCCCCCACAGCCUGGCUGGAGAUGAGGCCCCACAUCACACUGAAGAUGCAGAGGAAGAGCGUCUGGUUCUGCUGGAGAACCAGAAGCACCUACCAGUGGAAGAGCAGCUGAAGUUGCUGCUGGAACGACUGGAUGAGGUGAAUGCUAGCAAGCAGAGCGUUGGACGCUCACGGCGUGCAAAGAUGAUAAAGAAAGAGAUGACAGCACUACGGCGGAAGUUGGCCCACCAGCGGGAGACUGGACGGGAUGGGCCUGAGCGGCAUGGCCCCUCAAGCCGGGGCAGUCUGACACCCCACCCGGCAGCCUGCGACAAGGACGGGCAGACAGACAGUGCCGCUGAAGAGAGCAGCAGCCAGGAGACAAGCAAAGGCCUGGGUCCCAACAUGUCCUCAACCCCCGCACAUGAGGUGGGCAGGAGAACCUCAGUUCUGUUCUCCAAAAAGAACCCGAAGACAGCUGGACCGCCCAAGAGGCCAGGCCGCCCCCCAAAAAACCGGGAGAGCCAGAUGACCCCCAGCCACGGAGGCAGUCCUGUGGGGCCCCCCCAGCUUCCCAUCAUGGGCUCCCUGCGUCAGCGCAAGCGGGGUAGGAGCCCCCGACCCAGUUCGAGCUCAGACAGCGACAGUGAUAAGUCCACAGAAGACCCCCCUAUGGACUUACCAGCUAAUGGCUUCAGCAGUGGGAACCAGCCAGUGAAGAAGAGUUUCUUGGUAUACCGUAAUGACUGCAGCCUUCCCCGGAGCAGCUCAGACUCUGAGUCCAGCAGCAGUAGCAGCAGCAGCGCUGCCUCAGACCGGACCAGCACAACACCCUCAAAACAAGGCCGAGGCAAGCCCUCCUUCUCUCGGGGCACCUUCCCAGAGGACAGCAGUGAGGAUACCUCAGGCACUGAGAAUGAGGCCUACUCCGUGGGUACUGGCCGCGGCGUGGGCCACAGCAUGGUGAGGAAGAGUCUGGGCCGGGGAGCUGGCUGGCUGUCGGAGGAUGAGGACUCCCCUCUGGACGCUCUGGACCUUGUGUGGGCCAAAUGCCGAGGGUAUCCAUCGUACCCAGCUCUGAUCAUUGAUCCAAAGAUGCCCCGGGAGGGUAUGUUCCACCAUGGGGUUCCCAUUCCUGUGCCCCCACUGGAGGUGCUGAAACUUGGGGAGCAGAUGACCCAGGAAGCCCGAGAGCAUCUCUACCUCGUCCUCUUCUUUGACAACAAGCGAACCUGGCAGUGGCUACCCAGGACCAAGCUGGUUCCUCUGGGGGUGAACCAGGACCUGGACAAGGAGAAGAUGCUGGAGGGCCGCAAAUCUAACAUCCGGAAGUCAGUGCAGAUUGCCUACCACAGAGCUCUGCAGCACCGCAGCAAGGUGCAGGGCGAGCAGAGCAGUGAGACCAGUGAUAGUGACUGA
This is a messenger RNA of Orycteropus afer afer, 3660 nucleotides long. It is a transcript of the gene BRPF1, whose product is annotated as bromodomain and PHD finger containing 1. Bases 1 to 3660 code for a protein of 1219 amino acids. NCBI's taxonomy places the organism in Eukaryota, Metazoa, Chordata, Mammalia, Tubulidentata, Orycteropodidae. The transcript has 13 exons. Gene Ontology annotation, biological process: regulation of transcription by RNA polymerase II. Gene Ontology annotation, molecular function: protein binding. Gene Ontology annotation, cellular component: MOZ/MORF histone acetyltransferase complex. The record is from RefSeq and is a predicted model, not a curated record.